This is a messenger RNA of Aspergillus affinis, 1155 nucleotides long. Its product is annotated as Zn(II)2Cys6 transcription factor. Gene Ontology annotation, molecular function: zinc ion binding; transcription cis-regulatory region binding; DNA-binding transcription factor activity, RNA polymerase II-specific. Gene Ontology annotation, cellular component: nucleus. Gene Ontology annotation, biological process: positive regulation of transcription by RNA polymerase II. The record is from RefSeq and is a predicted model, not a curated record. Lineage: Eukaryota; Fungi; Ascomycota; Eurotiomycetes; Eurotiales; Aspergillaceae. The transcript has a single exon. The coding region runs from base 1 to 1155 and encodes 384 amino acids.
AUGACCGGAUACCGCGUUCGAUUCGCCUCGCCAAGCAAAACAUACAACAACCACGUUGGGUGCCAGUCGGCUGUCGGGACCGAUGUCCAGGAUGCUACAGACAAACUACAAGCACGACAAAGGAGUCGAUCGGGUUGUCGAGAAUGUCGCCAGCGGAGAGUCAAAUGCGAUGAGACACUUCCUGUCUGUCAACGCUGCCAACGGCGAGCAACGGUUUGCCAUCCAAGCAUGUUCACCUCUCAGUGGAGGUUCGAAAUGCCGUGGCUGGCAUGCUCCCCCGUAGAAACUGUGCUCUCUGUCCCCAAUCCGGAUAUCAAGGUUGACGGACGAUUGAUGCGGUAUUGGCUUGAUGCGACGAGUCAGAUGUUGUCAGUCGACCCCAGCAACAAUCCCUUCUCAUUCCCGAUCCUCAAAUAUGUCACCGAUUCUGCCUCUCUGGUCCACUUCAUACAGUCGGCCAGCGCAGCGCACGAAGAAUACUUUCAUCAGCCUAAGCUGCCAGUCAGUUUGAGUGAGCGGGGGAAAGCAUUUUCCGCUUUACGGCAGGAGCUUCAGAACAAAAACAGCUCCUUGUCACAUUCAUUUCUCACUCUGCUGAUGCUCGGCAUGUCAUCAUCGUGGAUGUCAUUAGGCCCCACGCAUUACAGGAGGGAGCAUUUGAUUGUUGCUCGUGUCGUCGUGGACAUGAUUCUCCAGAAGGACUAUUCGAGGCUAGACGAGCUCGAUCACCUCACUAUGGGUCUCUAUGUCUACUGGGACAUGGCCUGUUCCUUUUAUAUUGAUCCUGCGUAUCAUCCCACCGAUCGAGCAGCUCUACUUCAAAUGUACAUGAAACAAGGUCGCCACAGGUUCCACGCUAUCACGACUCACUCGAUAGAUCUCUAUUAUCUCCUUGGACAGCUGGGUCGCUACUGCCGAGUAAUCGUGGAAGGGGGCGCUCGUGACCUUGUGUUUGAAUCAUCGGUCGAGGGGAAUCUGAACGAAUACAUAUCAAUUGAAACCGAACGUUCCGCACAGGCGCUCACCAAAGCCUUCCGAAAACAUGAUCUUCUACUUCUAUCGCUUUUGUGGGAGACCGGGGGGCUCUCCGCCCAGCGAUUCUACUACCAUGGGAACCGAAAACUAUGGACACCAGCUCGCACUCGAUAUCGUUGA